Botrytis fragariae is the source of this 1131-nucleotide messenger RNA. RefSeq lists its product as uncharacterized. The record is from RefSeq and is a predicted model, not a curated record. The coding region runs from base 1 to 1131 and encodes 376 amino acids. Lineage: Eukaryota; Fungi; Ascomycota; Leotiomycetes; Helotiales; Sclerotiniaceae. The transcript has 5 exons.
AUGGCAGGUGAUUGUCCUAAGAACAUUUCUUCCAAUGUUUUUCUCUCCCUUCCCAUCGAAUCUAAAGCUUCGAAUUCAAAGCGCGGCCGAUCUGUUUCGGACGCUGGCUCCGAACAAUCUGCGAGAUCCAGCCUGUCUAGAAUUACAUAUGUUGAGGAAGAUGCUCAGAUCGUUGCAUAUCCAGACCCAGAAGAUUCUGAUAGCAUCAUCCCGGCCAAUUACGCCUACUUAGAUCGUCUGAUUGUGUUCAUUCGUAUCUUGUUCUGUCUACCAAUUCCAGUGAUGAUGAAGAAGAACAAGAAAUCUCCAAGGUCUGUCGAGGCCGUGCCAUUCGAUAUGGAGAGCUCUCCAUGGGUACUCUCCGUGUUCGUUCUAUCAACGCGCAAAGAUUCGGAUAAACAUCCAGUGCCCAAACACGCGAAGUGUACUAUAGAUACCGGUAAUAUGCAAGGAAACAUCGUGUCGAGGCAUUUCGUUGAGAACGUCCUGGAGUAUUCAGAAGCAAACUUUGUUCGUUUGACGGCGGAGGAAAGGGAGGGCGGCUUUGGUAUAACAGGCCACAAACUUGUGCCGGAAGGAGCCAUCUAUUUGACUUGGUAUCACAGCAAGAGUACUAGGGUUUUCCAUAGCAUGAGAUUUCUAAUCUCGCCCCAUUCCCAAUGCGACCUCAUCAUUGGAGCUCGAUCCAUACUGAAGGACAACCUGCUUGGCGUUCCCAACCUGAUGGCAACAAUACCCGCUAAAGUUGCAAACACCGGGGAUUUAGAAAUGGAUAAAGAAGAGGAGGAGCUUAAAAAGGAUCUUCUGAAUCGGGAGAGGAGCUACCAAAAAAAGGAAGUCGAGCUGAUGGAAGCGGAAGAGGAUAUAGAAAACAACAAGGAGUUAAAGGAAUAUAGAGAUCUCCGUGAUGUCGCCGAGAAAUCCUAUCUAAUUCGAAAGGCAGAACUGGACAACAAAGAAGAGCUAGCAACCCAACUGAAAGAAGAACGGGAGAAGCUACCAGGCUAUGAUAAUUAUGUGGUCCUCUCUAAGUCACAGACUAAUUCCUCUGGUCUAGAACAAAAGAAUGAUGCAGGUUUAGUUCGACGUGCCGCCAAGAAUACAAGUGAAACAUCUCCACCUAAGGGAUAA